AAUUUUCUUGUCAUUUCAGUUUUCUAUGCUGGAGAUAAGUUACAAAAACACGAAUUUAUACUAAUGUGAAUAGACCAUUACAAAUUUACAACAUUGCAGUAAUGGUUGAGGCAAACACAGAUAUGAAGCUUGAUCCGUACGCAAGCACUGCCGCGAUAUCAAUUCCUUCGUUUGAACCCCUAACGGUAGAGUCAGACACUUCGCAUUUCUCACAGACUCCAAUGCGCAUAACAUCCGAAAUGAUCUACAAUCUGGACUGCGAAGCAUUGCGUCCAUUGGAUGAGGCAGAGAAUAAUCUGUCGGGACAGUCAGUUGAUGUCCAGAACGAAAGCCAAGAAUCUAGGACUUACUCACCACAAUUAAUGAUUUUGUAUGAAACAGGCGACAUCAAUAGUGCUCUGCGGAUCUUAAUUGAUUCCCUGCAUGAUCCAUUUAAUGCAACAGCAGUGGCUACUGUUCUUAUUGAGGAGGGAAUAAGGCAAGAGUUUGAGCAACGUGUAAUUGCUCAAAUGCGUACCCUGACAGAUGCUGUUUCCGAGCACCCGGCUUAUAUGAGAAUGUUACAGCGAUUAAAGGAGUUAAAUGUGAAUACUAUAGUGGCUGAAGAGAACGAGAUGGUUCCUCCGAUGGCUUCGCCUGUUUUGGUGUGCGAUUGCACACAUGAUGUGCUUGGCCUUGGCGUAACCGAUGGUCCCACUGGGGCCAUUACCAUGCACACCUUUAGCUCCACCAUGCAAGCCAUUGAAAUCUACCAAAGGGACACAGUUCCAUACGUGUCGUCUUGCAUUUGGAAUGAAACUCUUGAGGGGUCGUAUGAAUUGGUGGCUUCGAUCAACUGUAAGGUUUUCUUCAUCAAUUGCAAUAAGGUCGACUUGUCACCUAUAUCCAGAUCGCUUAAGGCAGAUGAUACAUUUGUGGUUGUAGCUAACGGAUUUCAUUAUGAAACUUUGCGCAUCUACGAACAGCCCAAAGUGAUUAUAUUUCCAAUCAGACACCAGAUUGUGAAUAAGCCAGACGAGAAAAAAGACGACAUCGGCUCGACCAUAUCUUUUUUGGAGGAAUAACGAUUUUAAAGCCCAAAAUAUUCUUUCAAUAAAAAUUUGUGCAGUUA
Drosophila willistoni is the source of this 1111-nucleotide messenger RNA. RefSeq lists its product as uncharacterized. The transcript has a single exon. Gene Ontology annotation, molecular function: oxidoreductase activity, acting on the aldehyde or oxo group of donors, NAD or NADP as acceptor. The record is from RefSeq and is a predicted model, not a curated record. Bases 102 to 1064 code for a protein of 320 amino acids. Lineage: Eukaryota; Metazoa; Arthropoda; Insecta; Diptera; Drosophilidae.